This is a messenger RNA of Achroia grisella, 3195 nucleotides long. Its product is annotated as mucin-4-like. Gene Ontology annotation, biological process: G protein-coupled receptor signaling pathway; cell surface receptor signaling pathway. The record is from RefSeq and is a predicted model, not a curated record. Gene Ontology annotation, cellular component: membrane. Gene Ontology annotation, molecular function: G protein-coupled receptor activity. The transcript has 8 exons. NCBI's taxonomy places the organism in Eukaryota, Metazoa, Arthropoda, Insecta, Lepidoptera, Pyralidae. The coding region runs from base 1 to 3195 and encodes 1064 amino acids.
AUGCUGCUCACCUUCAUGAAGGAGGACUACUGGCCGAAGGGUGUGGUGUACCGGCGUUACAGUGGCAGACUGCCGCCGUCAAUGGCAGUCCCACGGAAACUUUACUGCUAUUUAAUAUUUACUCUCAUAUUAUGUAUUCAUACAAAUGCAAAAAAUGAAACAGUAAAGAAAGUAUGUCCAAUAGUGCAGCACGGAAGCGGUCUCAUGGAAGACGAAGAUUGUAAUAAGGAUCUGGCUUGGUCCGAUACAGACUUGUUUAGUGCACCUAAUACCACUGCUGAAGUCACCACUACAACUGAAGAGUCGACGAGUUCGGAGACUACGACUCCAACGGCGGCCACUACUGAAACAACCACUAACGAGACCACCACUACCGAAGCCACCACUACAACUGAAGAGUCUACGACCUCGGAGACUACGACUCCAACGCCGGCCACUACUGAAACAACCACUAAUGAGACCACCACUACAACUGAAGAGUCGACGAGCUCGGAGACUAUGACUCCAACGGCAGCCACUACUGAAACAACCACUAACGAGAUCACCACUACAACUGAAGAGUCGACGAGUUCGGAGACUACGACUCCAAUGGCAGCCACUACUGAAACAACCACUAACGAGACCACCACUACAACUGAAGAGUCGACGAGCUCGGAGACUACGACUCCAACGGCAGCCACUACUGAAACAACCACUAACGACACCACCACUACCGAAGCCAUCACUACAACUGAAGAGUCGACGAGCUCGGAGACUACGACUCCAACGGCAGCCUCUACUGAAACAACCACUAAUGAGACCACCACUACAACUGAAGAGUCGACGAGCUCGGAGACUACGACUCCAACGGUGCCCACUACUGAAACAACUACUAACGAGAUCACCACUACAACUGAAGGGUCGACGAGUUCGGAGACUACGACUCCAAUGGCAGCCACUACUGAAACAACCACUAACGAGACCACCACUACAACUGAAGAGUCGACGAGCUCGGAGACUACGACUCCAACGGCAGCCACUACUGAAACAACCACUAACGACACCACCACUACCGAAGCCACCACUAUAACUGAAGAGUCGACGACCUCGGAGACUACGACUCCAACGAUGGCCAGUACUGAAACAACCAAUAACGAGACCACCACUACAACUGAAGAGUCGACGAGUUCGGAGACUACGAUUCCAACGGCGGCCACUACUGAAACAACCACUAACGAGAUCACCACUACAACUGAAGAGUCGACGAGCUCGGAGGCUACGACUCCAACGGCGGCCACUACUGAAACAACCACUAACGAGAUCACCACUACAACUGAAGAGUCGACGAGCUCGGAGGCUACGACUCCAACGGCGGCCACUACUGAAACAACCACUAACGAGACCACCACUACAACUGAAGAGUCGACGACAACCACUAACGAGAUCACCACUACAACUGAAGAGUCGACGAGCUCGGAGACUACGACUCCAACGGCAGCCACUACUGAAACAACCACUAACGAGACCACCACUACCGAAGCCACCACUACAACUGAAGAGUCUACGACCUCGGAGACUACGACUCCAACGCCUGAUGACAUAAUAGAUCAAAUUAUAGAGGAUAUACUUGACAUUUUGGAAAACGAGGAUGUCCCGGUCUAUGUGGAUACUAUCACAGACGCCUUUGAUCAGGUGAACGACCUUCUCGAUAUGGAAGAGGACGUUACCUUCCCUCCGGAAAUGCUGGAUAUCUUGGACACGUUGGGAUCCCGAAUAGAUCUGAAUGGUGCCCCGAACGAUACAAUAGUACGUGAUAAUUUGGCUCUACUGAUGGCAGACGCCUCCCCAGAUAACCCUGUUAGGGGCUUGAGACUAACUGCAGGAGGAGAAGGUAGAACGAGAAACUCAUUUUCUAAGGACACUUUCGAAUUUCUCUCUGAUGACGAUCCUGAUCAUUUGAAUGCUGAUGCAAGCGAUGCUGUAGUGCAUUUACCAGAGUCUGUAGCGACAUCUACAAGGCGUAUUAGUUUUGUUGUCUUCCGUGAUGACCAAGCGUUCGCCAACACUAAUUCUCGAUUAGCUGUCAACAGCCGAGUGAUCAGUGUUAAUGUGGAGAAUUUGACACAGUUCGAUAACGACGAGUUGGUAGACAUACAUUUGAGUCCUUUGCAUCUCCCUGAACAAGACAGGAGGCGAUCUUGCGGUUAUUGGGAGUAUCAAGAGGACAGCACUGGAUAUUGGUCGCAGGAAGGCUGUACCUUUAUUCCAUCAGAUAAUCCAACAGUUUUAGACACGUGUAGAUGCGAUCGGAUUGGACGAUUUGCACAAAUUGUGACAUCGCAACCAACAUUUUCUAAAUCUAACGAGAAUGCAUUACAAGCUAUUACUUUAACUGGUAGCAGUUUAUCUAUUAUUGGUGCUAUAUUUAUUGUAAUUACAGCUUUAUUGUUCAGAUCAUGGAGAUUAACUUUCCGUAAUCAAGUUUGGGUUCAGCUCAGCAUUGCGUUAUUUAUAUUAUCCGUUUGCUUCAUAGUCACUGCUUCUGUAAGAUACGUCGAAUAUAGUGUAUCAUGUUUACUCACUGGUAUAUUUAUGCAUUACUCUGUACUGGCCUCAUUUUGUUGGAUAUUAGUAGUGGCUGUAAUAGCAUACAGAGACUUAGUUAUAAUUUCAAGACAUGAAAAUACGCGAAAGAUGACAGUAGCGUCAAGUUUUUCUUGGGGAGUACCUGUAGUAUUAAUGAUGAUAUAUGCAUUAGCAGCUGAAGAACCGUAUGCGAUGCGUUUUGCAGAAAUGACACCUAGUGGAAGUUUCUGCUAUCCGUCGGGACUUGGUUUAUGGUUAUCAGUAUAUACACCCAUAGGUGUCAUAUUGUUGGCUAAUGUCAUUCUGUUCUUCUACAUAGUCGGAUACAUUUCCAGAAGCGUCUAUAUUCCGAAUGAAGAAAAUGCUAAGAAAGCCAUUAAAAGUUCUCGCAUAGGAUUUGGCCUUGUCAUUCUGUUCAGUUUGGCCUGGGUAUUUGGCAUUUUCGCUUACAAUAUUGUCACAGCCUAUCUAUUUACUAUCACAGUCACUAUACAAUGUUUCAUUCUGUUUAUAUUUGUAGUAUGUGGUGAUAAAGAUACGAGAGACCUUUGGCUUCAUAAAUUGAAAUUAAAAUCAGAUUCUACACACAACUCUCAACAUUCUAGACAUCUUACUUCAUCGUUUUAUUAA